AUGUUGUUGAGGAAAACGUGUUUUCUCCUUCUGAUUUCGGCUGUAUCACUGUUCGCCCAAUCGAUUGAUGAAGAAGAGCGUGUGCACGUCGGAGAGGGAAGUGCUAAUGGAAUCACUGACGACGAAGACAUGGAGGUAUCGAACUCUUAUCAUCUUUUGCCCAACUAGAAGAGAACGAGAGACCCAGAGUUGACCUUUUCAUCAAAUUUUAUCAGUCACAAAACAAAGACACACAUCAAUUUUCGACCGUGGUCCCUUUGCCUUGCACACAGUCCCAAAUUGUUUGUAUUGUGCUGACCUGUAUAAAACUGUCGAUGAUGCAACACCUCCCGAGCGGUCAUCCUACCCCUACAAUGCUCAUGCGCAAUAAGGGCCACAAUUGAAUUAAAAAUUACCGUAGAGGGACCAUCUCACACCUGUGCAUCAUUUUUCCUGACAAUUACGUACACUUCUGUUGAUCCUCAAUGAGGUGUCGCAAAAGUGGACGGAUUAGAGCGUCCGUUUGUUAUUUCUCAUCAUCAAAUUCUUGGUUUCGGGGGACGGCUCGGGGGAGAAACAAAUAAAAUUAUCAUCACAUGGUGGGUACUACGUGCUUGAGAAAGUCAAAUAACGUUCAAAACAGACGUUCGGCGGCUCAACAAGCUGUAAGAUUGCGCGCGGCGGAGACAAAAGCGGCUCACACGCUCCCCACCCUGUUGUACGGCUUGUUUGACUUUCCCCGCUAGAAUCUGUGCUGCUCCCGUCGUCUUGACAAAGUGUGUCCAACAAGAGGGUUUAGGUUUCACGUACAGGCGGCUUCGGCUUCGGCACUCCUUCUGCUCGCGGGUCAAGACCCCGAGCGGGAAACGGCCCCUACUUGAGUACAAGCUUGAGGACAGGGGCUAAUCAAACAGAGGAAGACCAUAUGUACAUGUGUUGUUUUAGAUAUCCCUUCCUUCCUGCUUCCUCCCCUUCUUUUUUGUGCCCACCGCACCCUGGCAAACGGGACUAAUGAGAUUCGUCUUUGCAGGGAUCUUCUCUUCCUCCAGACACAUUCUAUGCAACCACUCCUCAGUUGCGACAAAAGUUCUCAUCAAGCACCAAGUUGGAGACCACUACCAGAAAGGUUUAAAAAAAAGCUAGGAAAUGGUUCUAAAAUAACAAUUUUCAGCUUGUGACCUUCACCACCGCCGAUGAAAUUGUCACUUCUCCGAGAACUAUCAUCGAAUCGACAACCACUGAUGCUCGGCCAUCGGUGCCAUUCGGAACUUCCAUGUUCUUUGGAACUCAGGGAAUCUUCAUCAUUCUCGGAGCGAUCAUGGUUCUUUUGAUCGUUUUGAUCAUGGUUGUUCUUUGCUUUAAGGCUAGAAACAGUGAGUUUUAAGUAAAUCAAAAUAGUUUCAUUUUUCAUUUUUGUUUUUCAGAUAAGAAACAAGCCUACCGGCCAGGACAGCGAGAAAGUCCAGACGCACUGCUCAAGGAGUAG
This is a messenger RNA of Caenorhabditis sp. 36 PRJEB53466, 1465 nucleotides long. Lineage: Eukaryota; Metazoa; Nematoda; Chromadorea; Rhabditida; Rhabditidae. The record is from the annotation of a GenBank genome assembly.